AAGAAAAUAGUUUGACAUCGACGGUUAUUGAGAACGCAUCUGAUAUCGGCUGCAGUAAAAUUUAAUAAGCAUUUUCUUUAUUAAUUUUGUACGGAUACAUGUACGUCAAUGAUAAUAUUUCAGCAAAAGUUAUACGUACUGUACUUAAAUAAAUUUCUUGGGAUUACCAAUAUUUGACAACAUUUUUUUGGAAUAAUUAACUCACUUCUUAAUUGGAUAACAUAAAAGUGAAGACAAAUGCAGCAACAAACUAAAUAUGUCGGCCUUGUGGCUGACCUAAUGCCCAACAUCAAACUCAUGAAAUAUUCUGGUCUCUUUAUGCACAAAUACACAAGUGGAUCGAGUUUCUUCAAAAAGGUCUACUCAAUAACACAUUUUGUGCUGAUCCUUCUACAAUUCUUUUCCAUCCUGGCCAACAUGGCCCUUAAUGCGGACGAAGUCAACGAAUUAUCUGGCAACACAAUCACAACGCUCUUUUUCACUCACUGCAUUACGAAAUUUAUAUUCUUCGCAGUCAACCAAAAGCAAUUCUACAGAACAUUCAAUGUCUGGAACCAAGUCAAUUCACAUCCCUUAUUUGCUGAAUCAGAUGCCCGGUAUCAUUCGAUUGCCUUGGCCAAAAUGAGAAAACUCUUUGUAUUGGUUAUGUUGACAACAGUCCUUUCGGUAGUCGCAUGGACAACUAUAACAUUCUUUGGAGAGAGUGUCAAGUUUGCCCGGGAUAUGGAAACUAACGAAACCAUUACAGUCGAGAUACCAAGGCUACCAAUAAAAGCCUUCUACCCGUGGGAUGCUAGCAGUGGAAUGUUUUACAUCAUCUCAUUUGUGUAUCAGGUGUACUUCCUGCUGUUCUCGACGACACAAUCCAAUUUGUGUGAUGUCCUUUUCUGUUCUUGGUUGAUUUUUGCCUGUGAGCAGUUGCAACAUCUAAAAAGUAUUAUGAAGCCGUUGAUGGAGCUGUCCGCUUCAUUGGAUACCUACCGACCUAAUUCGGCUGCGUUGUUCCGGUCUCUGUCGGCCAACUCCAAGUCAGAGCUUAUUAUAAACGAAGAGAAGGAACCAACCGACACGUUGGACAUGUCGGGUGUUUACAGCACCAAAGCCGAUUGGGGUGCACAAUUUCGUGCUCCAUCAACUUUACAAACUUUCAAUGGUACAAACGGCAUGAGUAAUCCUAACGGACUAACAAAGAAGCAAGAGAUGAUGGUUCGCAGUGCAAUUAAGUAUUGGGUCGAACGGCAUAAGCAUGUUGUAAGACUUGUAGCUGCCAUUGGAGACACCUACGGAGCUGCCCUACUACUCCACAUGUUGACAUCCACCAUCAAACUCACCCUGCUUGCCUAUCAAGCCACCAAAGUAAACGGAGUUAAUGUGUACGCUUUUACAGUGAUUGGAUACUUGAGCUAUUCCCUAGCCCAAGUUUUCCACUUUUGCAUUUUUGGCAAUCGACUAAUCGAAGAGAGCUCAUCGGUUAUGGAAGCCGCCUACUCAUGCCAUUGGUACGAUGGCUCCGAAGAGGCAAAGACAUUUGUUCAGAUUGUCUGUCAGCAGUGCCAGAAGGCCAUGACCAUAUCGGGUGCAAAGUUUUUCACUGUAUCACUGGAUUUGUUUGCUUCUGUUUUGGGUGCUGUUGUUACUUAUUUCAUGGUGUUGGUGCAAUUGAAGUAGAUUUUCAACAAAGAAGAGAAGACUAAGGAAAUGUGGAAGGAGUUUAUUUUUUUUGUUUUUUUUUUUUUUUUUUGCUAUUUUACCACUGUCCUCUGAAGGACCUUUUCAUAGGAUAACUAUAUUUUUGCUUAGUUGGCACAGAGAAUACAAAAACAUAAAUAUUAUUUAUAUGUACAAAAAAAAAAUAUAAAAUAAAAGUAUA
Episyrphus balteatus (marmalade hoverfly) is the source of this 1870-nucleotide messenger RNA. It is a transcript of the gene Orco, whose product is annotated as odorant receptor coreceptor. Bases 238 to 1668 code for a protein of 476 amino acids. The transcript is spliced from 8 exons. Gene Ontology annotation, biological process: detection of chemical stimulus involved in sensory perception of smell; sensory perception of smell. Gene Ontology annotation, cellular component: plasma membrane. The record is from RefSeq and is a predicted model, not a curated record. Lineage: Eukaryota; Metazoa; Arthropoda; Insecta; Diptera; Syrphidae. Gene Ontology annotation, molecular function: odorant binding; olfactory receptor activity.